AUGUUUAAUCAGAUUGUAAAUUCUUUUCACAUCUAAAUGAAGCAUAGCUGCAAUUGUUUACUCGCUAAUGGAUAUUAAAGGCGAUUUUAUUGAGACAGUGUUUCGAUAAUCGGCGGAAUUUAGUUCGGAGUGAAGGAAGAGAGACGUAGAAAGUGGCUACGUUUGGAUCAAAACAUUUAUAUGUACUUUAUACUUGACAUCUUGCAGAGGAAUAUGAUUAAAGCUCCCCAAACACUGUCAUUCGGAAUCAGAUAACCAGGAUGUGCCAAGGAUAUAAGCGACAGUGAUUACAGCUCGCAAUGGAUCGUCAUUCGCAAUUCGAUGUGUUGCCUAGUUACCCAAGAUAUUCCAAGCGCGAUAUUGUGAGAAACCAUAGUAAGACAGAUGAUCCUAAUGACUCCACGUAUGCCAACAUCAGAAAACGACUCAAUUCCGCAGUGCUUUCUGUGCCUUACGAACGAAAAUUGGAUCAGUUUAAUGGUCUUGGAAAAAAGUCGCGCAUUGGUGAAGACAUUUCAUCAUCAAAGCGUCACAUCAAAAGUGGUGAAAGUGAUGGGAAAAAACCACGCUCUCGUGUGAAUUCGGAGACAAACUCGCAUCCACCUGAAAGUCACUCUCCAAUUAAGGUGGUCCGAACGCAUGACUUGGGUGGUUUGCAAAUGUCGGAUAAAUACGUGUCUACAUCAUCCACAAGCUCGAACAAACUUCCUCGUGUGAAAAGAGACCGUGCACCCUCCGAAACAAGCACCACCUCCACCGUAAGCCGUCCAUUCUCGUUUUCGAAAUAUGACUUGGAUGAAUCAUUUUGGAUGCAAAAUGUUCGUGAGAUAGAGGAAAUCAAGGAAAGGUAUGCUGAAGAUAGUGAAUUUGUCGCAUCUCUCCACGGAUUUCUGGAAGAGACAUCGAGGAAAGCGAAGAAGAAAGUGGCCGCCAUGAACUCCCCUCAGCAGCAACAUCAUAAACACCCAAAAAGCACAUCAUCUUCUAGAGACAGCUCUAUCAAUUCAAAAGAGACUGCAGAACGUUAUAAUGGUCACAUCGACCAUGUUACCUUCCAAGACUCAGAGUCACACCAGCAUCAUCGAAAUAAUGUCAUGCAUCCACAUCGGAACCACGGGCGUGUUAUUUUACCGUCCAUACACCGAGCAGACGACGACACGGUCAGUAUAGUGAGCACGCUAACACAGGGAUCUGUAAGUAGCAACGGCUCCACCAUCAAAAACUCUGUCAAUGCCAAACAUCACAAAAAAUCAAAGUUUCGUAAGGUCGAAUUUAAUCUGUAUCCAAAGAAUCAACGGCCAUUGUUUCUCCCGGCACUGAAACACGCUGUGGUACCCAGUGAGGAUCAUUCUAAAACCCCAAGAUCUAUACUGAAAAAACAUGAUAGUCUGGAAAGCAUUGACGUACUUUCUCAGCAUCAGAACGAAGAGCAUGGGGGCUUGAAAGAAGUAAAGCACAACGAACGCACAAGUGGAGCUUGGGAGAGCCAUAUUCCUCGGCUACUGUCGCCAAUUCCGGCGUCGGCGACAAGAAGAAACCCAGUGGUGUUCAAAAACGCAUCGAACUUUCAUUUUAAAUGUAGUCAAGAAUUCAAAGCAGUCAUGGGCGAUUUCGAAGACGAAUAACUACCGGUAUCAUUCACAAUUUUACAAAUAUUCUACAUCGUUUACAUAGUAUCUAAUAUAGUUUCAUGUUGGUGUAAACAGGGAAAAAUGUCAUUAAAUAUGAAUUACCACUCUAUGAAUUAUGUCGUACUUGGCCGUUUCAACAAUGUACUCUUAAAAAGCAACACUGUAAAUCUUGUUAGCAACUCUUCCACUAACAUCAUAACAGAAAAUCGAUGUGAUUGCAAUUUACGAUCAUAGACCAUUUUCUCAAACGCUAGAAUUUUUGGCAAAUUACAGUAGUUCACACCAGCAGAAACUCUCCUUAGAAUCGUUGUCUUGUAAUGCGAAAUUGUCUGUAAAAAUGUGUGUCCAGUCAUGACCAAUCGAUGUAGAAGUUUUAGAUUGUGGUAAAUAAAGUAUACAUUUUGAUGAGAUACUCUC
Messenger RNA from Ostrea edulis (European flat oyster), 2048 nucleotides. RefSeq lists its product as uncharacterized. The record is from RefSeq and is a predicted model, not a curated record. NCBI's taxonomy places the organism in Eukaryota, Metazoa, Mollusca, Bivalvia, Ostreida, Ostreidae. The coding region runs from base 300 to 1625 and encodes 441 amino acids. The transcript has 2 exons.